AUGCGCAAACUAAUCUCUUGCCCGUCAGCGUCCAAAAGGUCUGUUGACGAAAUCUUACGACUGCUAGACACAACUAAUGAAUCUAUUCGAGCUUUCUCAAAUAUGAACCGACCAGUUGACCUCUGGGACGACUGGUUUGUACAUAUCCUCGCAAACAAAUUAGACCCAGUUACCAGAGAAGAAUGGGAAUCUUCUCUCAAGGACUCUGAUGAGUUUCCAAUGUACGAUGACCUUUCUUCCUUUCUCGAAAACACUGUCCGAGCCUUAGAAGCCUCUUACCCAACUGAGAACCCUCUUAAGACUCAAAAUACAGCAAAAUCUAAAUCUCAAAGCAAUUCUUCUAAUUCAAAACCCAAGAAAUCACAAAUUUCAGUCGGUCACUCACUGACUGAAUCAAAGCCUAAAUCAAACUCUUGUUCUCUUUGUCAAGCCUCUCACUUUUUAUCCUACUGCCCACAAUUUAAAAAACUAAAGGUUGCUCAACGCUGUGAACAGGUCCAAAGCUUAGGACUUUGUCACAACUGUCUGCGAGGUAACCACAAAAUUGAUGACUGUUCAUCAACCAAGAGAUGUUUUGUGUGCUCUGAAAAACAUCAUACCUUUCUUCAUGAUGAAGGAGGACACACAAAAUCUGAUACUUCAAAACCAUCCUCUUCACAUUCUUCUGAACAAGCAGUUUGUAACGCAUCUUACCUUUCUAACCAUCUUUCUCAUCCAAUCGAUAGUCAGUCAAGGGGUAUCUUCGCAACUGCUUAUAUUAAACUAACCUCACUCAAGGAUAAAUCAAUCGUUGUAAAAGCCUUUCUUGAUUCUGGUUCUGAACGAACACUCGUAACUGAACGAGUUGUUCAAUUUCUUAAAUUACCUAAGCAGAAAUGUGACGUCUCUCUGAAGGGUAUUGGUAACUCCCCAUUGGGUAACUCAAAUUACAAGGUUGAUCUUUUGCUGAAUUCACCGAAAGAUCCUGAUUUCCAGCUGCCAAUCAAUGCUCUAGUUUUAAAAUCACUCAUUCAACUUUUACCAAAAGGAAGGCCUAAGCAUAGCAACUGGUCACAUCUUGCUGAUUUAGAUCUUGCCGAUCCCAACUACUACAAUCAGGAACCUGUCGACUGCGUGAUAGGUAUCGAUCUUCUUGGUCACACUUUACUCCCUGGAUUAAAACAAGGUCCCUUAAAUAGCCCUACCGGCCUUCUAACAGCUUUUGGUUGGAUAAUCUUUGGUCGAUCUCUCACUCAAUCUUCUGAUUCACAAAAUUGUUCCACACUACAAGUGGAAAAAAAAGAUUCGUUAAAUAAAUUGCUUCGUGACUUUUGGGAACUUGAAGAACUCCCCAAGCAAACUUUUCUAACAAAAGAUGAAUUGGAUUGCGAAAAUACUUUCAAGAACACUCAUUACCGAAAUGAAUUGGGCCAAUAUACUGUUCGCUUGCCAGUGUCUAUUUCACCUGAUCAGUUAGGGGAAUCAAGAGAACAAGUGGUUUCCAUGUUUCUUCGAAGUGAAAAACAAUAUUCAAAAAAUCCGAUCGCUAAAACUAAAUAUAAUGAUUUCAUGCGUCAAUACAUCGAAGACACACACAUGAGACCUGUUAAUGAAAAUGACUCUAAAGCCCCAUUCAUCAAUUACAUUCCGCAUCACGUAAUAACGAAAGCCAACGAUCCUUCUUUAAAAAUCAGAGUAGUCUUUAACGGCUCCUUUUUUACCUUAUCAGGAUUAUCCUUAAAUGACAUUCUUCACCCCAGGCAGAAAUUGCAAAUCGAUAUUUGGUUGAUUAUUACCCGGUGGCGUUUUUGGAAAUACGUAUUCACAUGUGAUAUAGUAAAAAUGUUCCGACAGAUUAAAAUCGAAUUCCCAGACUGUAAUUUGCAACGAAUUGUUUGGAGACCUGACCCGAAUCAACCUCUAGAAGACUACUGUUUAACCACUGUAACUUAUGGGACCAAGCCCGCCCCUUUUUUGGCGAUUAGAGUCCUGAAACAGUUAGCUUCAGACGAAAGGGAGAACUUUCCACUAGGUGCAGAAGUAUUGAUCAACAACACAUAUGUUGAUGAUACUUUUGCUGGCGGAGAUUCAUUGGAAGAAGCAACCCAAGUCCGAGAUGAGUUCAUUUCUAUUUUGGGUUCGGCAGGUAUUUCUCUCAGUAAAUGGGCUGCUAAUGUUGACGAAUUAGUCCCUAAUGAUCCCACUGACAGUGAUAGCAAAGACAAAUGUUUCAAUCUUGAAACAUCAGUUUCCACUUUAGGCCUGCAUUGGAAUCCCGCAUCUGACGAGUUUCACUAUAAGGUGUCUUUCACUGCUUCUUCUCAACCAACUAAAAGAACAGUUGCUUCUGAGAUUGCCAAGCUAUUUGAUCCGCUCGGCUGGUUAGCUCCAUUUAUUCUAAAAUCAAAAUUAUUGCUGCAAAAUUGUUGGUUAGCCAGCUUAGAUUGGGAUGAGGUACUGCCAAUAAAUCUUUCUUCUGAAUGGGUCGAGUUUCAACAACAGUUACAACAAUUGAACCUUGUUAAAAUUCCCCGCUGGAUUCAAACUGAAAGCGAUAAUUCAACUUGGGAACUGCAUGGCUUUUCAGACGCCUCUGAAAGAGCCUACUCAGCAGCUCUUUAUAUUGUCCAUCGAUCACCUGUAAAUGGAUCACAUUCCAAUCUAAUCAUUGCAAAAACCAAACUAGCACCUGUCAAGGCCAUAUCUCUUCCGAAAUUAGAGCUAUGUGGCGCGACACUUCUUGCGAAAUUAACAUCAGUCGUCACUGAAAAGUUAAAAUUCACCAACCCUACGUAUUACUGGUCUGAUUCCCAAAUUGUAUUAUCAUGGCUUCAAGGUCAUCCCUCGAGGUGGAAGCCAUUUGUAGCUAACAGAGUUAGUGAAAUCCACUCUUUGGCGAAAGAAAUUCCAUGGAGACAUGUCCCUUCUAAGGACAAUCCUGCGGAUUGUGCCACCAGAGGAUUUACCGUAGACGAGCUUCACAAUUCCACCUUGUGGUGGCAUGGUCCUCCUUGGUUACUGAAAUCACCCGAAAACUGGCCAGCUUCCACUCAAAUCCCUAACCCUAACAUUGAUUUAGAAUCCCGAUCAAAACAUCUAGAAAAGGUCAACGAAGUUCAAGUCAACGUUACAUUGAGCCAAGGGAUUCCAGAACUCCUCUCUUAUGUCUCGUCAUUCACACAGUUAAUAAGAGUAACAGCUUACUGUCUUCGUUUUAUCAAAGCUCUUCGAGAACCAAACUUUGAAAUUGAACCCUAUUUAACUGCUGACGAGCUAAGGCGAAGUCAGUUAACCUGGUUGAAAGUCGUACAAAAUGAUCACUUCUCUGAAACAAUUGAGUUGUUGAAAAACAAAAAACCUCUACCUCGAAACAAUCCUCUGAUCAAGCUGGCCCCCUUUUUGGAUGAUGAUGAUAUCCUCAGAGUAGGAGGACGACUUCAAAGUUCCUUGCUCUCGUAUGAUGAAACCCACCCAGUUAUUUUACCAAAAAAUAACAAAAUGUCCGAAUUGAUCGUUACAAAAGCUCAUCAUGAUACCCUUCAUGGAGGUCAGCAACUUACCGUGAGUAGGGUCCUCAAAAACUUUUGGAUCAUCAGCUCCAAAUCCUUGAUUAAUAAAAUCAUUCGAAGCUGCGUUAAAUGUUUUCGGUUUCGAGCAAAUUUUCAAACUCAGCUUAUGGGACAACUACCAGCUGAACGGAUUACCAUCUCAAAACCCUUCACCUUUACUGGACUGGAUUAUGCUGGACCAUUUAAUGUCCUGCCUUCGAAGGGAAGAGGUAUUCGAUCAACAAAAGGAUAUAUAUGUUUAUUUGUAUGUCUUUGUUCUAGAGCAAUACACUUGGAACUAGUUUCCAACUAUGAAACGAGUGGUUUUCUCGCAGCAUUCAAGCGAUUCAAGUCCCGUCGAGGCCAAUGUAGCAAGAUAUUCAGUGACAACGCUCGAAAUUUCGUUGGUGCAGCCAGAGAAUUGCGACAACUUUUCAUUGGGGCUUCCAAGACGUUCAUCCCGGUUGCUGAAUUGCUUGCAAACGAAGGAACCACCUGGACUUUCAUCCCUCCACACUCACCUCACUUCGGUGGGAUCUGGGAAGCCGGAGUAAAGUCGGUAAAACAUCACCUUCGACGAGUUGUUGGAGAGACACGCAUGACCUAUGAAGAACUGACCACAGUGUUAUGUCAAAUAGAGGCAUGCCUGAAUUCCAGACCUCUUUAUCCAAAUUCCUCAGAUGCAACCUCCCUCUCUGCCAUCACACCUGGACAUCUCCUAACUGGUGGACCUCUUGUUGCCGUUCCUGAACCUCCCUUAUUCAAUGAAAAUCCUACUAAUCGAUGGACACUGAUUACAAAGAUGAGGGACGACUUUUGGAAUCGCUGGUCUCACGAGUACCUACACCAUCUCCAACAACGCUUCAAAUGGUUGGUAGAAACUAAUGCAGUAAAGGUUGGUGAUGUUGUACUACUCAAGGAGGACAACCUUCCCCCCACAAAAUGGGUUCUCGCUAAGAUUCAACAACUGCAUCCAGGAGCAGAUGGCCUUGCGAGAGUUGUUACCAUUAAAACAAACACCACUACAUUGAAGCGAUCUUUUUCUAAACUUGCUGUCCUCCCAAUUCGUGAGACUAAUAACGAAAACUAA
Messenger RNA from Leptopilina heterotoma, 4617 nucleotides. RefSeq lists its product as uncharacterized. NCBI's taxonomy places the organism in Eukaryota, Metazoa, Arthropoda, Insecta, Hymenoptera, Figitidae. Gene Ontology annotation, molecular function: nucleic acid binding; aspartic-type endopeptidase activity. Gene Ontology annotation, biological process: proteolysis; DNA integration. The transcript has a single exon. The record is from RefSeq and is a predicted model, not a curated record. The coding region runs from base 1 to 4617 and encodes 1538 amino acids.